Molecule: messenger RNA, 3722 nt
Organism: Colius striatus (speckled mousebird)
Lineage: Eukaryota; Metazoa; Chordata; Aves; Coliiformes; Coliidae
Gene: POPDC3
Product: popeye domain containing 3
Exons: 5
Coding region: 478-1398 (306 amino acids)
Cellular component (GO): sarcolemma
Molecular function (GO): cAMP binding
Source: RefSeq, a predicted model, not a curated record
CCGGGCGGAAGGGAAACUUUUCCGAGGGCUGUGCCGGGACGUGGCGCAGGAGAGCGUGGCGUCUGGUUUCUCCGCGGUCGCAGCUGCUGCCAACUCAGACAAAUCUGGCUCGGGGAGUAUCGCUGCUGCCACGAAACCAACUCGAGAUCCGGGAAGCUCUCACUGACUAGGGGUUUAUUCACAGGCUCUCGCUGUUUGAUUCUCCUCUCUCCCCAUUAACAAAUGAUUGGAUGAGGCUGCAGAAUGGCAUGGCCAAAGUCAAACCAGUGCAUGAACAGAUGAGAAACAGCAUUGCCUUCUGAGAACAUUCCCAGCUGCUGGGAAUCCUAAGUGUGACCUCACUGCCAAAAGAGACCCCGACGUUAUGUGAUCGUUGAGCAGAGUUUGCGAGGAUGGAAAAGCAAAGGACCCCGCUGCCAGAGUCUCGUAAAUAAAGACUUCCAAGAUUCAGCUGAGCCGAAACAAAUUAUUCCAGCCAUGGGAGAAAAUGCAAGUUUUUGGGAAAGUUUGAUAUAUGCACAUCCUACGUGUACUACCUGGAAGCAAGAGGCAGAGGGAUCCAUCUACCACCUAGCCAGUAUUCUCUUUGUGGUGGGCUUCAUGGGUGGAAGUGGAUUCUUUGGGCUGCUCUACGUUUUCAGCUUGCUGGGGUUGGGCUUUCUCUGCUCCUCCGUUUGGGCUUGGCUGGAUGUCUGUGCUGCUGACAUAUUCUCUUGGAAUUUCAUACUGUUUGCUAUAUGCUUCGUCCAGUUCGUUUACGUCACCUACCAAGUUCGGAGUGUUUCCUUCGACAGAGAAUUCCAGGAGCUCUACAGUGCUCUCUUCCAGCCUCUGGGAAUUUCUUUGACUGUCUACAGGAAGAUUGUUUUGUGCUGUGACGCAGAGGUGGUUACCCUGGAGAAGGAACAUUGUUAUGCCAUGCAGGGAAAAACACCUAUUGAUAAACUGUCCCUGCUUGUAUCAGGCAGGAUCAGAGUGACAGUCGAUGGAGAGUUUCUGCAUUAUAUUUUUCCUCUUCAAUUUCUGGAUUCUCCUGAAUGGGAUUCACUGAGGCCCACAGAAGAGGGAAUAUUCCAGGUGACGCUCACAGCAGAGACAGACUGUCGGUACGUGGCCUGGAGGAGAAAGAAGCUGUACCUGCUGUUCGCUAAACACCGGUUCAUCUCCCGCCUCUUCUCGGUUCUAAUCGGGAGCGACAUCGCGGACAAACUGUACGCGCUGAACGACAGGGUGCACGUGGGCAACGACUCCCGCUACGACAUUCGCUUACCCAACCUCUACCACGUGGCGCUGCCCGAGAGCCCUCCGGUGCAGCUCUCGCACCGCCUGCAGAGAGGGUCCCCCCGGCGCCAGCCCGCGGCGCUCACCCACUGCGGCCCCUUGGGCACACGGGCCUAGGAGGGAAGCUGCUGCUGCGGCCCGUCCCCAGAGCGACACGGGGAGAUGCUGCGUGGGGAGGAGGAAGAGCGGGAAGCAGAACGAGACCCAGUCAAGCCAAAUUUGACUGACAAGUGCCAUUUACUUCCAUUGGGGUAGCUUGAAUCCUGCCUCUCUGCAAGAGCCAGCGGGUUGGCUUUUGCGUUCUUAUCUGUGCAAUGUGUUUAGUUUAUGUCGGUUCUUCUGUUUACCAUCAUAGAAUGGUAGGGUUGGAAGGGACCUUCAGAGGUCAUCCCAUCCAACCCCCCUGCAGAAGCAGGGUCACCUAGAUCAGGUCACACAGGAACAUGUCCAGGCAGGUCCUGACGACCUCCAAGGAAGGAGCCUCCACACCCUCCUUGUGCAGCCUGGGCCAGGGCUCCCUCACCCUUACUCCAUCAUCUCCUUACUUUUGGAGGAAAACAAACCAUGUCAGGCUGAAGUGUUACUGUAGUUGUGGCAGCCUCUGCGUUGUGGGAUUUAUUUCUAAAGAAAAAGACCCAAAAUUAUUUGCCAUGGUGAAGUAUGGUCAAUGAAAACGAGCUGUCUUCAAAACACAGCAGCUUGCUUGUAGCAUUCGCGUUUAUGCCAUGUGAACAUUGCCUCAGUUAACACGAAGAAUACUGCAGAAAAAGGCUGAGACCUGUUGCAUUGGGUUUGUUUUUUAAAGAAUUGAAAGAUUUUGAAAUGCACAGCAAGAUUCUUUAAAAAACAAAGAAAAUGAAACAGCAAAUUCUUUCCCACAACCAACUGGUUUUUCUCUUGACUGUCCUAACAAGGUAUUAUGUAAAUACAAGCAUAAAUGUCAUUGGUGGCAUUAGAAAAGGGAAGGAGUUGCAACUGCUGCACAUACAGCUUAGGGAAAUGAUUGUGUAGCUUUCCUGCUAGGAUGUGAUGCCAUAGGGCCUAGGCUUCCACAGUGUCAGUGCCACUCGUGACGUGCAGUACCUACUGUUCAUCAACCAGCUGCCAAACCACUGGAGUGUGUUUUACAAUAGUCUUUUCAGCCAGGUUUGUCAGGAAGAAACUAAGAAACAGCCGCAGCAAUAAAUACCAUUUUUAACCAAAACAUUCUUGUUUAGCUUCUAGAGUCAUUUUCCUCUGCCUGUGAAACUUUUUGCUUUAAAAACCAUUCUCUCUAGGUCUGUGGUGUUUCAAUGGCAUAAGGGGGCACCAGCUCAUGCAGGAGAAAGCUGGUUUCAACCCUUGAGGUCACUGUGCCUUUGGGGAGAAGCAUCUGAAUGUCUUUGCUAACUCACCUUCCUGCUGCUCUGCCUGAUGCCUGCCACUAAUCAAAACAUGAGCAGCAUUACUAUUUUAUGGGACUGUAUUUGCUGUGUGGUACAUCUGGAGGUAGGUCAUGUUUUUAAUGCUUUGGAACUGCUGGAGCGUUUGAUAGGACAACCCUUCUGUGUUGGUGUAUGUGCAGGUAUGCAUCUGAGUUUAGACCUUGGGAGUUGUUGCUGGAGGCUGUGAAAUAAUGAUGCAACCUCAUGCUUAAAAGAUAAGCAUGCAGUGUAAUUAAGAAAGCUGUUAGGAGUGAUGUGAAACACUACCUGUUUGAAGGACCUUCAGUGUAGCACAAACAAUGUUGGAUGAGUUUCACUUUUAGCUCUGCAUCCUUCCCUUUCUCAGAGAGAAGCAGCUGCCACACAUAAAUAUCAUGGCAAGCAAUGUGAGAAGCCCCAAAUCCUUCUAAUAACCCUUCCACGUGGUGUAUCCUGUAUGUGCUACUGAAUGUGUAAGUCCCAGAUUCACAAAGCUACUUUGUCUUGGUCAAAAGAUAAUUGGAAAAAAGCAAACAAAAUUCAUUGGUGGUAGUUAAAGACUGGCCCAGAAAAUAACUAAAGGCCCAGAGAGUGAGAGGCUGGCACUGUGUGAUAGGGAUGUGCAGCUGUGUGCCCUCCUCCUCUGCUUUCCAUGGCUAAGGAACAAGAUGUUGGGCCACCUAACCCCUGGGUAAGACUCAGCACAUGUACUCUCCUGAAACGUUAUGGUUGUGAUUAGUGCUGGAUUUGUCAGCAGCUGGGACUGCUGGAGAGAGGCCAGCACAGGGACACCAAUAUGAUCAGGGGACUGGAGCAUCUUCCUUAUGAGGAAAGGCUGUGGGACCUGGGGCUGUUUAGUCUGGAGAAGAGGAGACUGAGGGGGGAAUCUUACCAAUGCUUAUAAAUACUUAAAGGGUGGAUGUUGAAAGGAUGGAGCCAGUCUUUUUCCUGUAGUGCCCAGUGACAGGACAAGAGGUAACAAGCAAAAGCUGGAACACAGGGAGUUCCACUGGAAGAAAAGGAGAAACUUCUUUGCUG